Aquila chrysaetos chrysaetos is the source of this 979-nucleotide messenger RNA. It is a transcript of the gene METTL21A, whose product is annotated as methyltransferase like 21A. Lineage: Eukaryota; Metazoa; Chordata; Aves; Accipitriformes; Accipitridae. The coding region runs from base 171 to 569 and encodes 132 amino acids. Gene Ontology annotation, molecular function: protein-lysine N-methyltransferase activity. Gene Ontology annotation, cellular component: cytoplasm; cytosol. The record is from RefSeq and is a predicted model, not a curated record. The transcript has 3 exons. Gene Ontology annotation, biological process: peptidyl-lysine methylation.
GCGGCGGCGCGGGGCGGAGCGGCCCCGGCCCCGGCCCCGGCGGCGGCCAGGCCGGGCCGGCGGGGGAGCGAGGCGCUCGCGGAGGGCCCGGCCGGCGGGGCUGGCUCCUGCCCGGCGGGCGCGGAGGCCGCGGGAUCGGCGAGGCGGGGAGGCGCUCGGCCGGCGGCGGGAUGGCCUUGGUGCCCUACGAGGAGGGGGCUGGCUGGGGAGCGCGGCAGCUGCACAGCCCGUCGGCCACUUACCGCUUCGCCAGCCACACCAUCCGCCUCAGGCAGGACUGGCGGCGGCUGGGGGUGGCGGCGGUGGUCUGGGAUGCGGCUGUUGUCUUGUGUGCUUAUCUGGAGACGGGAGGCAUUGAUCUCGGGGAUCGGUCUGUGAUCGAGCUGGGAGCUGGAACUGGAUUGCUGGGAAUAGUGGCCACAUUAUUAGAGCACUGUAUUCCAAAUGCUAUAUUUAUGGACAUUGAUUAUAUGUCUGAGACAUAUACUCCUGUAUCACUUAGGUGCUCGUGUUACCAUCACAGACAGGGCGGCAGCACUGGAGUUCCUGGAGUCAAACGUACAGGCUAACUUACCUUCUGAACUACGUCCGAGAGCUGUGGUGAAGGAACUGACGUGGGGAAAAGACCUGGGUAACUUCCCUCCAGGAGCAUUUGACUUCAUCCUGGGUGCAGACAUCGUGUAUCUGGAAGAAACUUUUGCAGAACUGCUUCAGACGCUGGAGCACCUGUGCUCAGAGCAAACUGUGAUUCUUCUUUCCUGUCGUAUCCGCUAUGAACGGGAUCACAAAUUCUUGAAGAUGCUGAGGGGCCAUUUCUCUGUAUAUGAGGUCCACUAUGAUUCCAGUAAGGAUGUUCAUAUCUACAAAGCACAGAGGGGUAGUCGCAAGGAUGACUUUUGACUCUGUGCUUUGUUAGUAAAUUACCGAUGCUGUUCAAUCCUCACCUUGUUUCUACUCAAUACACUUGUUCCUAAGCAUA